AUAAUUAACACUUAUUUCAGAUUUAUUGAAAAUGUUAUGAGUCUUCCUUUCAAGGAAAAUGUCAAGUAGUCAAUCAUUGGUCAGUCUGGCCAGGGAUGUGUUGGUUGCAGUAUCCCCAAAUACCUUGUGCAAAGAUCCUAAGAAUAAAUCUCUUAGGGCAUAUAAACCAAAGAAAGGGAUUGUUGUUGAAAAGGAAGAAACAGAUUCUGAGGAUGAUUUUGUAAAGGAAUUUCUAUCGGGGGUGAGUGGACCUACAGAGCCAGUUGUAAAUAGCAGUGGAUACAGUACGAAACAUAGGAUUCUAGAAAUGAAGAAAACCGGGGACCCUGCUAAGACUCUUGAUGAUAAGAUAAAUAGAAGCAGUGGUAAUUCUGAUCCAAAGCUCAGAUACAGAUCUAUCAACCGUAGAAACCUGUUUCAAGUCCCAGAUCGCAAACCAAUUAAUGACACAAUCAGCUUUCUGAAUGAGAACAAGACCACUGGAGAAAAUGAUGAGAAUAGAAAUGAGAAUUUGAAGAGGAGAAGGGGAGAGAACAAGAUUGAAAAUGGGGGGUUCAAAAACAGGAUGCUUAAAGAAUACAAGAUCAAAGAAGAUGAAGACAGGAUCCCGGACAUACUUCCACCACAUCUCAUUGGAUUACAGAAUUUUGGGAAUACUUGCUAUCUAAACUCUGUGCUACAGGUUUUACUGGGACUACCCACCUUUACUUCAAAUAUGCUGAAUCUAGGGCCUAUGUUAAAGAACUAUGGUUCAUCAGAUGAGAGGAAGCCCUUUUAUUUUAUCAUCUCCUUAAUCUACCUCAUUAAUGUAAAGGAGAUAAAGGUGUUUGACAAGGAGAAACUACAAAGAAGGUUGGAGAAUAUUAAACAUUGUCUUGAGCAGGUUAACACCAGGUUCCAGGGAACUAAGAUGCAGGAUGCGAAUGAGUGCCUGAGUAUAUUUCUUGAUACAAUAACAGAGAGCUACACUCAGCUGAGCAGUGAAUGUAGUUUAGAGAGGAAAGCUAGGAAUCCCGUUCAAGAUUUCAUGUUCAAGAAAGAGGAAUUGUCAAAUUGUUUAUCCUGCGGGAAGCAUAGUUCCGUUGUUCAAUCAGAGAUGGAGUUGUGGUGCUCCCUACCCUCUCCUCAAAUACAAACCUCUACUCCUCCAAAGUCCAAGUUUAGAGAUAUGUUUAAUACUCCAGAGAAAAGUCCAACAGCCUCGUCCCAAACACUGGAUAUAUCAGAAUAUCAGAAGGCUGUGGAGAAAGGAAUAAUGGCUCCCGUGAUAGGGGGCACUACUUCCGACAGCUUUGACCUGAAUUUCCGAGAAAAGUCAGCUCCACCAAGCCGUCAUCUUACCAGCAGACCUCCACUAGCAGAUCUGAAAAUACACCCGAGCCCUAAGCUAAGAAUCCAAGAAGAUUUAAAAGCUUAUAAAUCCGCGAAAAGUUUAUCUGACGGUGUGAGCGCAAAUACCGCGGUGGAUUUGCUUGAACUUAUCUCGCAGAAUUUCCAAGUAGAAGAGCGGGAGCGCCGUUGCGAGGAAUGUAAAGGAGAAAAGGCAAGCACCUCAACACACAUAAAUCAGCUAGCCAGAAUUUUGAUUGUUGUUCUGAAACGGUAUGAUAGUAAUGGGAGAAAGAUAUCUAGAGCUGUCCGAGUCCCCAGAAGUUUUAGCCUAAAACAGUUCUGUAGAAACCAGUGUUCAGAAAACUUGAAGGAUUCAGGCGAAAAAGAACUGGUGAAAGAAGAUAAUCUCCAUUCCGUGAUAUUAUCAAGUGUAGAGAGAAGAAUUGAAGAUAAUCCAAAUAAUAAAUCUGUGCGGUGCUCCACCUUUUCAGAAGAACUUACUGGAGUUAGCCCGCUUAACUCUCCAAGCAUUGACAGAGUAAGUUCAACUCCUCAGACACUGAAGAAACCUUCUUUUAUCUCUCCUGAAAGAACGCCCAAUUCUUUUCGUCUAUCAUCAACGCCAACUCCUAAACCAUCAAGUUCUCCUCCCAAACCACGGUUUUAUCCGUCCCAAGACUCACCUCCUGUCAAGCUGAAUGGGACCCCAGCAAAGUUUAAAGAUAAGAGCGACCAUGAUAUAUCUGAGAUGAACGAGGAGGAUCAGAUUGAGUAUAUGACGUAUAUAUCUGCUAAGCAAGCUGCUGAAACAAGCGCAGAGGAUUCUGAUCUGCAAAGAGCUCUAGAAGAGAGUCUUGUCAGCAGCAACAAUUCAGCUAGAAAGCGGUGCUGGUCACCUGAUACUAUAGGAUCCCCAGAACACAGGGUAGACGAUAGUUUUGAUAUAUCGUCAGGAACGAAGUUCAAGAUCCGAAAACUGAGCGGAACCCUGGAGGAAAAGGAAAGAUUACAGUUGAAUACUGAAGAGGAAGAGCUCAGGAUUGCUCUGAGAUUAAGUGUCGAGGAAUCGAUCAGAUCUAAAACGGAUAAAUUACAAGAGGACUGGGAUACAGACGACAGUGAAACAACUGUAGAGGAUAGUUCAGAGUACAGAUUGGUUUCAAUUAUCUCACACUACGGGUCUUCUCCUACUUCAGGGCAUUAUAGAGCACAGGUUUACAGGAGUGAUGCGAAGAGAUGGUUUGAUUACAAUGAUACAGAUGUCCGUCAAAUACAGGAUCCUUCUAACAGAGAAACUGAGACUGGAUACAUUUUCAUCUACUCACAGAACGAAUCAGAAUUUCCUUCGACUAUCUAGUCUUCAUAUCAGGGGGCCUAUGCUAGUCUAAAUUUGAAAGUUUAGGUGUGAAUUUAUUAUAGUUUAUGAUUGUACAGUUAAUUUAAAGUGUAAAGUUACCAGUGCAAUAAAACCAGAAAUAUAUGCAUUUAAUUUCAUGAUCUAGAGUUUGCCAAGUUGGAUAACUUGUCCAACAGCAACCAUUUUACAGGUUCCAAAUAUAUUAUAUUCUAAUCAA
Messenger RNA from Eurytemora carolleeae, 2906 nucleotides. Its product is annotated as ubiquitin carboxyl-terminal hydrolase 37. Gene Ontology annotation, molecular function: cysteine-type deubiquitinase activity. Lineage: Eukaryota; Metazoa; Arthropoda; Copepoda; Calanoida; Temoridae. The transcript has 27 exons. The record is from RefSeq and is a predicted model, not a curated record. The coding region runs from base 59 to 2689 and encodes 876 amino acids. Gene Ontology annotation, biological process: protein deubiquitination.